AUGGACUAUAGAAGGUUAGUUGAAAGAGUAAGGCUUUUUCUAGAGAAAAAAAGAUUUUUGAUCAUACUGGAUGAUGUAUGGGAUCUGAAAGCUUUCAAUGAUAUUCGUGCUGCCAUUAAUGUUAAUGACAACAAUGGAAGCAGAAUAAUCAUUACAACCCGGAUUGCUGAGGUAGCUUCACUAGCGCAUGAUAGUCGGAAGCUUGAGCUGAGGGGGUUGGAAUGGACUCAGGCAUGGGAUCUAUUCUGUAAGAAGGCAUUUUGGAAAGAUAAGGAGAGGAGAUGUCCUCAACAACUGGAGGAGUUGGGGGAGAAAAUUGUAUUGAAGCGUCAUGGGUUGCCGCUAGCUAUUGUCUCUUUAGGUAGUCUUCUAUCCCUAAGAGAGAAAACCAAGUCAGAAUGGGAGAAAGUUUAUGAUCAGCUGAGCUGGGAGUUGAAUAAGAACCCAAAUUUGGACCAUGUGAAGCAUGUUCUGAAUCUCAGCUAUAACUAUUUGCCGAGAUAUCUUAAGAACUGCUUCUUGCAUUGCAGCAUGUUCCCGGAGGAUCAUGUGCUUCAGAGAAAGAGGCUUAUGAGGCUAUGGGUCGCAGAGGGAUUUGUGGAGGAAAGGGGAUCAAGCACAAUGGAAGAAGUGGCAGAGGACUAUCUCAAGCAGCUCAUCCAUCGAUGCAUGCUUCAAGUUGUAGAUAGGAAUGAAUUUGGUAGAAUAAAACACUGUCGAAUGCACGAUUUUGUACGAGAGUUGGCUGUAUCAUUGUCUAAGAAGGAAAAUUUUAGUGCGGUACUUGAUGAUCUUCAGAUGGUGGGGAAGACGGGUGAUGAAACACGACGCCUGUCAGUGCACAAUUACAGUAACGAAAUCCAAUCGAGCAUGGAGUUGCCAAGACUUCGCACUUUCAUGAUGUUAGACCGUUCGAUGUCCUCUUCAUCAUCAUCCUUCUCGUCGCUGUGUUCCAGCUCUAAAUAUUUGACCGUCUUAGAUCUGCAAGGCAUCUCUAUUGAGAGAGUACCAGAUGAAAUCGGGGACUUAUUCAAUCUGCGCUUUUUGGGUCUGAGGAAAACGAAGGUGAAGGUGCUACCUAAAUCCUUGGGAAGCCUUCGUAACCUGCAGACGCUCGACCUCGGGGACAGUGAAAUAGAGAAACUGCCAAGCACGACAAGGAACCUCAAGGAGUUGCGUCACUUGUUUGCCGAGAAGAUUCUAGAUGCAAAUUGUAAUACUAUAAAUAGUUGUUCAGGUGUGCGAGCUCCGAGGGGACUGUGGAAUUUGAAAGACCUGCAAACUCUCCAAGCAGUGGAAGCAAACAUGGAAUUUGUGAAACGGCUAGGGAACUUGACGCAACUAAGAAGCAUUCGGAUAAGGAAAGUGAGCGGCAUCCAUUGCAAAGGCCUAUUCACUUCGUUAUCAAGGUUGCAUCACCUAUCCUAUUUGUCCCUUCAUGCAAGCAACGAGAAUGAGAUUCUCCAGUUGGGGGGCUGGGAUCAUCCACCUCAUCAUCUUCUACAGCUUGAUCUGAAAGGGCAACUGGCAGAAGGGACAAUGGAGUUGCCCUUAUUUCGUGCCCUUGGAGCUAGCCUUCGGAAAUUAUAUCUGGGUUGGAGUGGGUUGGGAGAGGAUCCACUUCGAUCGCUCUCUCAGUUGCGCGACCUUGUAUGGCUCAAACUGCAGAGGGCGUAUGACGGGCAGCGAUUGUGGUUUCGUGCAGGAUGGUUCCCUAACUUGAAGCAACUCUCUUUAUUCGAUAUGCCGCAACUUAAUCAGGUUGAGGUAGAGGAUGGCGCCAUGCCAAAGCUGGAGUACCUAAACCUGUAUGGCCUACCCGCGUUAAAGGAUGUUCCACGAGGCAUCGAAUAUCUCACAUCCCUCCAGACACUGUACUUGCGGGAUCUGCAUCCAGAAUUCAGAGGGAGGUUCGAAGAAAGCGACGACAAGAACAAGAUUCAGCGCAUCCCUAAUGCCUAUUAUAUUUUUAAGAGAGGGGACAAAACAAAAUAUAAAAGACUUUCAUGA
This is a messenger RNA of Phoenix dactylifera (date palm), 2010 nucleotides long. The record is from RefSeq and is a predicted model, not a curated record. Lineage: Eukaryota; Viridiplantae; Streptophyta; Magnoliopsida; Arecales; Arecaceae.